Messenger RNA from Galleria mellonella (greater wax moth), 7555 nucleotides. It is a transcript of the gene Paip2, whose product is annotated as cell surface glycoprotein 1-like. Gene Ontology annotation, molecular function: mRNA regulatory element binding translation repressor activity. Gene Ontology annotation, cellular component: cytoplasm. Bases 463 to 1695 code for a protein of 410 amino acids. The transcript has 9 exons. Gene Ontology annotation, biological process: negative regulation of translational initiation. The record is from RefSeq and is a predicted model, not a curated record. NCBI's taxonomy places the organism in Eukaryota, Metazoa, Arthropoda, Insecta, Lepidoptera, Pyralidae.
UCCGAUUGGUCGCCAUUUGCGCCACGAUUGCUGGCCAAGAAACUUGUUCAAAGAAGAGGUUACUUGUUUUAAUUUAAUUGAUAAUUGUGCCUAAAAAUAUAGAAAAACAGUGUCAAAAACUCCGAAACAUCUACCUAUUUAAUAGAAGCACGAAAAGUGCGUUAUAUAACCUCCGAGAAGAAUAGCAAUGAAGAUAGAAGAAAAACCCAAAAACAACUUUGCUACACUUAUGAACACUGUGCCUCAAGUGAUAUAUACACACACAUUUAAGCACAUUUAAGUAAAUACCUCGAUUAUAGUCCGAGAGACGAACAAUAGUCCGGACGACGUACUAAACUCAUCUCGGUUAUAGUCCAAGAGACGGAACAGUAUUUUUUUUUUAAUAUCUAAGUUUUUCAUAUAAUUUGUAAGUGUAUGGAGUAGGUAUUAAUCGGUCAUCGUCAUACAAUUGAGUGUUUAAUAAUGAAAAUUCCGGAUUCGACAUCUAACGUUGGUGCUUACUAUGGCAACGAUGAGAAUGGACAGUGGCAGCCAAACGGCGUGAUGAUAGAGAGCGGCGUUGGCGGAGGCGUGGUGGGCGGCGGCGACGCGGGCCCGCUGCGGCCGCCGCUGUACCCCGUACACCUGCCGCGCGGACACAUACCUGGGUACGUGAUGGCGGGCGCGUACUACCCCCCCGCGCCGUACGCCCCCGUGCCGCCGCCGCAGGACGAUUUCGCUGAUUACAUGUGGAUGGAGAACGAGGAGGAAUUUGAUAAACAGGUCAUGCAGCAGUUGGAAGAGGAGGCCCUUAUGGAACAGUGCAUAGAAGCGAUGCUGGAGGAUGAGCAGAGAGAGAGGCACAGGCCGGUCGCCAACGGACACAACCAUCACUACCCCACAACAAGCAACGGUAACCCGUCCCUGUCGCUAGAGGAGACGGUGUCCAGGUCGACCCUCAACCCCCUCGCCGCCGAAUUCGUGCCCACCUCCACGAGGGCGCGGCCCACGCCCACUGUUACACCCAGCACCACAACCAAUACAGAAAACAAAUCGGAUAAAACAGAAUCGACAGAAGCGAGUUCACAAGACACGCCAGCCACAGAGGUAUCCACAGAUCAAGUAGACAGCAGCAAAGAUACAGAACAGAGUAGAGAAGAUUUUAAAACAGAAGUUUCAGAAUCAACACCGCCUACAGAAACACCGGAAGUUAGCGCAGCAGACAUACAGACGGACAAGCGGAAAGAUAAAAAAGACUCAAAGAAAGUGGAUCCCAAGAAAACGGUUAAACAGGAAGUGAAAAAGGCUAAGCCGGUCGUAGUGAAGUCGGAGACCAAAGUGCAGCCCAAAAAGAAGGAAGUGAAAGUUGUCAAGAGUGAAACGAAAGUGGAAGAGAAGACCCCAAAAGUUGAAGAGCCUGCACCAGAAGUAGUUCAGGAAACCACUUUACAGCCACAGCUACCGUCGACACCGACGCCUGUAGAUGAGCCAGCAACAACCACGCCCGGCAUCAAGCCAAUCAACUACGCGGCGGCGGCGAAGGCGAACAAACCAAAAAAACCUACCACGCCCCCGGCCACGGACAAGACAACACCACCCCCGGUGAAAACAGAAAAGAAACCGGAACCGAAAGCCGAAAUUAAGAAAUCGAAAACCGAUAAACCGGUCGCGAAGACGGAAAAGCCAGCGGUGCAAAGGAAGAACUCGGCCAAGUAAGGGUUGUCUUUCGGUAUUUCAGUAUGAAAUCUAAGUGAUGUAGUGUAAAUGUACAAAAUUAUCGUUGUACUAGCGUUGCUAGUGAUGUGUUUUUUUUUUUAUCGAUAAACGUGAAUUAUUUGGUUGUCGAAUCGGUAACUAAGUUUUAUAUUAUAUAGUAACUUAGCGGUUUGACAUUUGAAGUUGUUUGAAGUCUUACAUUUCAUCUCCUGUAAUUAUUAAUUCGGAUUUUACAUAUAUAUAUAUAUAUAUAUAUGUUAAAUUUAGAUAUAGAAAAUGCAACUGUCUUAUAAAUAGUAUGUAUUUAGAUAGAUUUUGGUAUAUAUAUAUAUAUAUAUACAUACAUAUAUAUAUAUAUAUAUAUAUAUAUAUAUAUAUAUAUAUAUAUAUAUAUAUAUAUACAUACAUAUAUACAUAUAUAUAUAUAUAUAUAUAUAUAUAUAUAUAUAUAUAUAUAUAUAUAUAUAUAUAUAUAUAAAUGUGGGAAUAAAUCGAAUAAUUGUAGUGAAGAAUUCGUAGUUCUCUGAUAAAGGUUGGACGAAUACAAAACUUAAAAAAAAAAAUACACCUUUGUAAAGUAGGUUAAAUUUACGUUAUGUAAUGAAAAUUGUCACGAUAGGUCAACAUUACAUUAAUAAAUAAAGAGUUUCAAAUAAUAUAUAAGUUUGCCAAAAAAUAUAGAUUAAUUCCGGUAUUGAAUAAAUUUAUUCAAGUGAAACUGCAUGUAAAAACAGGUAUCAAAUGUGAAAAAUUAUAAAAUCUAUUUCAGUUUAAGUCGGACAAUUAUCAACCUUGAUUUGUAGGCGUUAUGGUCUAUAAUUGUAUAUCCCUAACAACGAAUUUGGCUAAAUUGAAAUGUAAUGGCACAUAUAUAUAUAUAAUAACAGUCCACCGCUGAACAUAAACCUUCCCCAUAAGGGGAGUUUUGACAGUAGUUGCCACGUUUGGCAGGCGGGUUACAACUGCAGUUAGGCUUUUAUAGAUCUUUUAAGACGGCCGCUAUAAUGUGUUAAUUUAACACAUCAUAUAUAUAUAUAGAGAAGAAGAGAGAGGUAAGUAGAUUUCUCUUAAAACAUCUCUAAAAGCGUAACUGCAGUUGCCAGGGGGGAAAGGGAUUGUUAGCAAUGGAGUUUGACAGCCCCAUUGCUAGCAAUAUGCCUUAUUAGGUCGACCCCCACGUGGUUCCCCCUGAAAACCAUCGUGAACAAUUCUUGUUGAAUUCGUCACGGUGGGCUAACUGACCUGCUUUAUCCUCACCUAUCAUCCUGUACUGGUGCCCCGCCGGUGUAUACCGAUAGCGAGGGUGGGGUUACGAUUCCAUUAUCAUGCAUUAAAAAAAAAACUGCAGUUGCCAACUCGUCUGUCAAGGUCAUGGGGAAGGUUUAUGUGUAUCUAUUUUUUUUUUUAAUUAAUUAGCAUGCAUGAAUACAUUAAAAAAAAAAAAACUGGAUUUUUAGUACCACUUAAACCUCUUGGGCUUAUGUGAUACUUUCCAUUUGGUUCUCAAAUGUCAAUAUUUACAUGAAUAUUCUGCUGUUUCAGCAAGGUUGGACAGUAUUUAUUUAUUUAACUCUUUAUUGCACCAUAAAUAAAAACAUACAAUGACAAGUGAAUAAUUCAAGUGAAAUACAGUAACAUAAAUACAGAUUGAAAUAUACACAUAAAGGUACAAAAGGCGGUCUUAUCGCUAGGGCGAUCUCUUACAGACAACCUUUGGUUAAAGGAGAACAGAUAGAAGUGGGCAGGUGGCGUGAGAGGGAAUUAAUAAUUUUCGUAAAUAAGCUUUCAGAUUAAACUUUAUGUAUCUAACAGUGAUAUUGUUUCGCAAGUCGAUAGGUAGAGAAUUUACUAAUCGCGGUAUAAGGUGAAAACAGGCCAGUUAGCCCAUCAUGAUGAAUUCAUCAGGAAUUAACUAUGAUAGUUUCCAGGGGGACAGCGAGGAGAUCGACCUGGUUGGGUAUAUUGUUAGCAACGGGAUUCUCAGUCUCCAUUACUAACAAUCCCUUUCCCCCCAGGGUAGGCCAGUUAACCCAUUGUGAUGAUCACGGCCAAGACGGCCCGUAUGGAGGUCGACUUUACGUCUUACUUUAGUCCCAUUGCUAGCAUUAUAGCUGUUUUGUGUUUCGUUCGCUCGCCAUAGUAAUUUUUUGCUCGAGUAGUGACUAGCUUGUUUUGCGCGGCGGAGUUGUAUGAAUUUCCCGUUUAAAAAAUUGUACUUUAAAGACUAUAAAUCGGGCAACACUUAUCUAUCCAUGUACAAGGUAUUUUUUUUUUGAUGGGUGAAAAUGGUAUGGUAACCCCGCCUGCGCUAACGGGAUACGCUAGCGGAGCACCAGUGAAGGGUGAUAGAUGAGAAUGAAAACAGGCCAGUUAGCCCGUCAUGAUGAAUUCAUCAGGAAUUAACCAUGACAGUUUCCAGGGGGAACAGCGAGGAGGUCGACCUGGUUGGGUAUAUUGCUAGCAAUGGGGUUUUUAGCCUCCAUUACUAACAAUCCCUUUCCCCUCCUGUACAAGGUACUAUUGAAAUACAUUCACCCGUAUUAGCGUGAAUUUAAUAAACAUACAUUCAAAUGUCUUUACAAACUCACAUGCAUGGUAUCAUUAGGAAGUUGUGUGGAUUUAUCGUGACAAUGUUAUAUGAAUUAAAUUAAAAAAAAAAUGUUGUUCAAGAGGACCUCCUUGCUAAUUUACUCACUAGAGGGAGACUCUGUACAAAAGGCUUCAUUCAUGGGUACCAUAGUUCUAUUCAUGUUUUUGACUUGCAGCCACUAUGCUUGCAUUGCUCGGUUUGAAGGGUGGGAUAUGGCAGUGAAAUUACAUGGUACAGAAGAAUAACACUAUAGUCUUCAAGAAUGGCAACGCAUGAGGUGUAUGGGCGUUACAGUGUAACAAGAGGCUGCUUGUGUGUAUAGCCGACGGUUGUGACUUACCAUCAGGCGGGCCGUCAGCUUGCUUGAUGUGUAAUGUAAUAAUCGCGCGUCUAUACGUGUUAUCUUUAAUUUACUUAAAAAGGAACGCAUUCGUAUUUGACAAUUAGCGUGGCGAUGGUUCGAUUCCCGAUUUUUGCCAAUACCCGAACCUUUCAAGGUUUGGAUGUCUUGGGUUGUGUCCAAACUGGGGACACAACCGCUUCCUAGUUUCCUAACUUGAGGAGCAGAAGCUAUUUUGGUGUGCUUUUAUGGCACUCAUAAUCGUUAUGAUCUCGGCCAUUAUCUGUCCACUGCCGGACAUAGUCUUCCCCUAUAGACUGCUAUAAGGAAUGGCCCCCAAGCCAUUUGCAUCCACUGACUCCCUGCAAUUGGAGAAUGUCAUUUUUUUUCAUUUUUACACUCGAAAUAUUGUUGGCUUCAAAAUCUAUAGGGUUCCGUGUGCGUUUUGGCUGUUGUGCCUGUCGAUCAUCUUUUAUUUUUUACAACACAAGGGGCGAAAGACAUGCCCAAACCAUUCGUUGCAUUAUUUUCUUUACAGGAUAUAAUAGCUUGCAAAAUAUUAAAGCUAGGAAGUUGUUUUUGGUAUUAGCAAGAGGUCCUCUUAAAUAAUUAAUCGGCCUUGUACAAAAGUGCACUGUUUGAGGGCGAUUCUGAGGCACCGUUUCUAAUCUUGUCUCUGGUUGUGACGUUUUGUCAGUUUCGCUACUUUAUGGACUGCUUUAUGAAACAUUCAUGAUUUAGACGUUAACUAUCCGCUGCUGAUCAUAAGCCUUCCCCUUAUACUAGUAGUUGCCACGCUUGGCAGGUGGGUUGGCAACUGCAGAUAGGUUUUUAGAGAUGUUUUAAUCUGACGCCUUCUGCCCAUCUCUCGCUCUCCCUUAGUCACCUCUUACGACACCCACGGGAAAGGAAACGGUGGCCUAUUCUAUGCCGGAACCACACGGCCCAGCAUAUUCAUAAUUAGCUUACUCUGUACCCAGUAAAUUCACUGCCAUAUCCCACCCUUCAAAGCGAAACAGCCAUGCAAACAACUGCUUCACGGUAGAAACACGAAUAGGACAGAGGUGUCCAAGCAAACGACUUUUGUACAAAGUCUCCCUCUGGUAUUUGUGAGUUGGUUUUUAUGACCAAGAGCGUUAGUUUUAUUAGUCCUUGGCUUAUUUUGCUGUCGCAUUGGAUUUAAAAUUUAAUAAUAUACAUGGGACAGAUAAAGGAAACACUAGGUGUCAUGUCGUAUAGGGAGGUCAAAGAUAUGGCCUGGGAUAGAGCUGGCUGGAAGAGGAUGCAUGAAUUAGUUGCACCGACAAAAGGAAAUUUUUAAAUGAAAAGAAGAUAUAAUUGGUAUGAAUAGGAGAUACAGACAGGAGAAUGGUGCUUCAGAGUCGACGCCAUUCUAUCGGUAAUUAUCGGUUUUUGGGGAGGCCCAUUCAAAAUGCGGUCUCCCGUGACGGUAUCGAAACCGGUUUUUAAAUUAUACCGGUAUAUAAAACCGGUUAUGUUACACGGUUUACAAGUCAUGUUUGACGAAAAACUAUUUUUUUUUUUUUUAUUAUUGUUUCGACGAAAGUUUACUAUAUUUUUUUGUGUUGGAUACAUUUAUGAUUGUAUGUACAGGUGUUUAAAAAUAUACCAAGUGGGGGGUGGAGGGGGGAUAGUUUUAGGAAUUGUCGAUUUAGACAUAGCAUAGGUUAUUGAAUGUUAAUGAAAUUAAUUUAUAGGUUUUAUUUAUUAAAUAAAAAUUAUAUUAUUUAGAAGAAAAAAAAACUUAAAUUUUGAUGGUAUAUAUAUGGGACCAACUUGAAAAUAAGGUCUUUAUAUAUUACAAAAAAAAAAUCGGUUUUUUUUUUGUGAAUAUACUAUUUUUGAAGUUGAUUAAAUGUAUGUUUAUUUAUGAAUCUUCACGCCAUGUUCCUCGCGGGAUGAACAGAAAGUACCUAUCUCCGAAUGUCUCUUAAUUUGUGGCAUUUUUUUUUUUAUAUUUUAAUAACAUAUACUAUGUGUAUAUAUAAAGAUUUAAGAGAAUUCUUCGAUUUCGCGUUAAGUCAAAUUUGUAAAUGGAUUAUCAAUAAUAUUUGGACUUCUUUAUCGAUAACAAAUCUAUCGAUAGACUCGUUAUCGCCAGCCAGUCCGUGAGAUAGAGAUGGAUAGAUAGCCCUUUCUCACUCGAGCGCUGAUCAUAACGAUUCUAUCGAGAUUUGUUUUAAUUUACCAUUUUACCCGCCCGCGCUAUAGAUAUACGCUGGUGGAGCACCAGUGGAGGAUGACAGACGAGGAUGAAGGCAGGUCAGUUGGUCCGUAGAGACGAAUUCACAGGAACUGACCACGAUGGUUUCUUCUGCGAUUGUGUUGAAAUUAUGAAUAUAUUGCUAGCAAUGGGGCUGUCGGCCCCAGUUAUUAACAAUCUCCCCUCCUCCCAUGAGCUUAUGGUUGUUCUUGGUAUUAUCCCCAUGUUUUCGCUGUCAGCUUUUUCGACACAAACUAUUUUAUGUUUAAUGAAUAUGGGCUAUAUGGGAUUGUCUGACAUAUGCAUAUUUUUUUGGUAUAUUUUUAGACACCGUAUACAGUAGAAUCUCGAUUAUCCGAAACAAUUAAAACCAGGAUUAAAAUCCGGAUUAUCCGGAUUUUCGAUUAUAUAAUCGAAACCAGUUUCAAAGUCAAAUCAAACGAUACAUAAUUAAAUUUUAGGAUAUUUUUUUUUUUAUUAUGUAAAGGGUUGUUUUUUUUUUAUACCACUGAGGUGGCAAACGCGUACGGCCCAUUUGAUGGUAAAUGGUUACCGUAGCCGAUGAAUACCUGCAAUACCAGAGGUAUUACGCGUUCGUUGCCGACCCCGAAGAAACCUCUUUACCCCCCUUUUUGAAGUUGUACAUACGUCUUUUAAGCAAAUUGAUAUAUAUAAAAAAAAAAUACGGGCUAUAAAUAUAAUGGUU